Molecule: messenger RNA, 5574 nt
Organism: Danio aesculapii
Lineage: Eukaryota; Metazoa; Chordata; Actinopteri; Cypriniformes; Danionidae
Gene: nr1i2
Product: nuclear receptor subfamily 1, group I, member 2
Exons: 10
Coding region: 259-1671 (470 amino acids)
Biological process (GO): positive regulation of transcription by RNA polymerase II; cell differentiation; negative regulation of transcription by RNA polymerase II
Molecular function (GO): zinc ion binding; nuclear receptor activity; RNA polymerase II cis-regulatory region sequence-specific DNA binding
Source: RefSeq, a predicted model, not a curated record
CCUUUUAUUUCCCUGCCCUCUAGACUCCCAGACGGACUAAUCUUUUGGACAGAUCGUGAAAUUAGGUAAAUAGGCAACGGCAGCAUUCGCGUUCAUAUCACACAGGACGUGUUUUCUCGUUUCCCUGUCAAGCGUGUCCUUCUUCUCGGGACAUCUGUAACCAGGAAGUGAAGCUCUAGUUAGUCCUCGAUCAGUUGUUUGUACAAUGCGCGCUUUAAAAUCAGGACUGUGUUCGUGAUAGAGAUCGUGUCAUGGCGCAUGUCGGUGCUCGCCGUGACUGCUCGUGAUGAGGCAGUACGUCAAUGUCCCGCUCAUAUGACAUGUGGGGGCGUCACGGUGGCGCAGUGGGUAGCACGAUCGCCUCACAGCAAGAAGGUCGCUGGUUCGAGCCCCGGCUGGUGCUUACUUCAGCUCAGGAUGAGUAAAGAAAUGGAGGAGCUUUCUCCCCUGGACGAUUCGGGACACGGUGAUGGGUCUGAGGAGGAAACAGAGGACGAUGACGAACCCAAAAUUUGCCAAGUAUGCGGUGACAAAUCCACUGGCUAUCACUUUAAUGCCAUGACCUGCGAGGGCUGCAAAGGCUUUUUCAGACGUGCGAUGAAGCGACCGGCACAACUCUGCUGCCCGUUUCAGAGCGCCUGUGUCAUCACCAAGAGCAACAGGAGACAGUGCCAAUCCUGCCGGCUUCAGAAGUGCCUCUCAAUAGGCAUGAAGAGAGAGCUGAUCAUGUCGGAUGAGGCGGUGGAGAAGCGGAGGAUGCAGAUCAGGAGGAAGAGGAUGCAGGAAGAGCCUGUAACUCUCACUCCUCAACAGGAAGUUGUCAUACAAGAGCUGCUUACCGCACACAAGAAAACCUUCGACAUGACUUGUGCCCAUUUCAUUCAGUUUCGGCCUUUAGAUCGGGAUCAGAAGUCUGUGCCUGAGUCGAGUCUAGACACAAACGACAGCCGGAUCGGUCACAGACCCAUCGCUGAAGACCCAGUGCCAUGGGUCUUCAACCUCACCUCGCUCUCGUCCUCUUCCUCCAGCUUCCAGAGCCUUGACAAUAAAGAGAAGAAGUCCAGAAGUGGCAUCUUCACCUCUCUGCCACACUUCACAGACCUCACCACAUACAUGAUCAAGAAUGUCAUCAACUUCGGGAAGAUGCUGACAAUGUUCAGGGCUCUGGUUAUGGAGGACCAGAUCUCGCUGCUGAAAGGCGCCACCUUUGAGAUCAUUCUGAUUCACUUCAACAUGUUCUUUAAUGAAAUGACGGGAAUCUGGGAGUGCGGCCCCCUGCAGUACUGCAUGGAUGAUGCCUUUCGAGCUGGUUUUCAGCACCAUCUGCUGGACCCAAUGAUGAAUUUCCAUUACACACUGCGUAAGCUGCGUUUGCAUGAGGAGGAGUAUGUGCUGAUGCAGGCCCUCUCGCUCUUCUCACCAGAUCGCCCUGGUGUGACAGACCACAAAGUGAUCGACCGCAACCAGGAAACAAUAGCGCUCACUCUAAAGACUUACAUUGAGGCCAAGAGAAAUGGGCCAGAAAAACAUUUGCUGUUCCCAAAGAUCAUGGCAUGCCUGACUGAGAUGAGGAGCAUGAAUGAAGAGUACACUAAACAAGUGCUGAAAAUCCAGGACAUUCAGCCUGAAGUGUCUCCACUUAUGUUGGAAAUAAUAAGCAAAGACACCUAAGUCCUCACAAAGCAUGUGCAACUCUACUUAUUCCCAACUACUACACUAUUGCUGACCUUCAUCUGAGGACACUAAAGACUGAAAGACUAGCACGGCAAGGACUGUGCCUGCUGAUAAUGAACUGCUGAACAGCGAACACUGAAAUUGUGGACAAGUAGCUUUAUAUUGGUGUUACUCAGUGUAACUGUGUUUGAGGAUAUCCUACAGCCAAUCAUCGUUUCACAAAAGAACAUUUUCUAUGGUUCAUAACCACAUAUUAUCUCUUACGUCAACUUCUUUAUUGGAACUUGAUGUUUGGGGUUCAACUAAGAUUGGAUUUGAAUUCUCCACUUUUUCAUGGUAACACUUUACAAUGAGGUUCUGUUUGUAAACAUUAGUUAACAUUGCUACAGUGUAAAACUCAAUAAGUUAAGGCAACUUAAAACAUUUGAGGGAACCGACUGCAACAAACCAUUUAAGUUCAAAAACUAAUCCUAAUGAGUACUGUGAACAAUCCAUCUGAGUAAACGAAGCAAUUUGACCACAGUGAAAGCCAAUAAAUGCAGAGAACUCAAACCAACUGAGUACUGUAAAACCCAAUAAGUUAAGGCAACUCAAACCGUUUGAGGAAACCAAUUGUUACAAACCAUUUGAGUUAAAAAGCAAAUCUAUAGGAGUACUGUGGACUUACUCCAUUAAAGUUGAAGUAAUGAGGUAUUUUAUUAACUCGUUACCUACAACACAGAGUUCAAAACUUUUUUCAAAUGAGUAGAAUUAACUUUCAGUCAAUUUUGAGUUGACUACACUCAUUUAAUUUGAUGAAGUCAACUGUUGGGUUUUACAGUGUAACAGUAGGUAGGAUUGUGUAGCCAGAUCAGGUCUGGGCUAGACAGAAUCUGCUAAUAUUUCUUGCUAUAUCUGGGGGGAGGGAAUAUUAACACAAUUUAAAAAUAAACAUUUUUAACAAUAACCCCUCCCACACAUUUACCAAUUCUUCGGAAAGCGUCAUGUGUGAACAGACCCUUAAAGUAGCAGUAAAGGUGUUCCUGAAAUUUAUCGUUACUACUGUGUGAUGGGGCUGUUUUAUUCAAGGUUUGCCAUGCAAAUUCAAUUAGAAACACUUGUUAAAUUCUCAUAAAAUCUACUGAAAGAAAAUUUUCCUUUAUAAACUGUUUUGUACAUAAAUUAUAUGAACAUUUACAUAGUAUUCGAUAAUAUUACUGUAAUAUAAAUUUGCAACUGAGGUUAACAGAUGAAAAUACACGGUAACAAAGGCAUUGUUCAUUGUUAGAUAAAUAAAAAAGAAAAAUAAAAAUAAUAAUAAUAAUAAAUUAACUUAAUUCCUUCAUGUUGUCCUAACACAAAUCAAUUGUGUGGGGGAAAAGCAUUUUUUACUGUGCAGGACAGUAAAGUGUUACCGCCUAAACUUUGCAGGGUAUAUAGAGGAGAUGCCAUAUGAAAUUGUUAUUCUGGCAGUAUAAGCUGACAAUAUGCAUACUUGUCAUUUGUGUUAAUGGUCUGUCUUGACAAAGCUGUUUAUUGAUUAUAAUUUUUAUGCAAAAUAGUGGUAUGUUAACAAUGGCUCUAAUAUGUUAAGAUUAUGUUAAAGGGUCACAAAACACCAAAAAAAAAAUUGAUCUGUUGACAGUCAUACAUGUGUCCAAUGCUGCUAAAAACACUAUUUUAUUUUUAUUUAUUUAUCAGGAUCCCCAUUAGCCACUACCAAGGUACCAAAUUGGUUGUUUUUGCGUUACUUCAAGCAAAUUCGUUCUUCCGGUUUCAAACAAAUUUUUGAAGCUGCAUCUCAGCGAUUAGAUACUUGCAUGGAUUCCAGCAUGUAGACUGGAUGUCUGUACCUGGGAGUGCAUCGUGACGUCUCUGAGUCUGCAGCAUUAAUUCAAGAGAAAGACUUGGUUCAAACCAAUCAGCGCGCUCUAUUGUGUAUGCAGUGCAACUUCAUUAAUAUGCAUGAUAGCAUUAUAGAAAGUUUUUGCCUGUUACAGUGUUCAGAUGGCAGAGAGACGGUACAUUGAGUUGCCAAAACAAGUGGAAGAAGAAGAAUUGUUUGGAGACACAGGUCGUCAGUUUUGCACAGUUUUAUAAAUGUGCUGCAACGAAGGUUUUGUUUUCAUUUCCCGCUAUGAGAGCACAGCUUGACUCACGUGAGGAUUACAGUGCACACGACAUGCGACAAAAAUACGUUUGUAAGGAUAAUUUGUUUUCCCUUUUCGCAUUUGGAAGUGGUGAAAUCCUGAUUUGCUGCUCAUCUCCUUUUAAAAUUGACACAGCUCCAGUUGGUGUUGAUUGUCCUGUCUCUAUAGAUUUGGUAAGUGAGCGAUGUGGUCUUUGUUUGUUUAUUCAGAUGGCAAAGUUAGUUCGUAUCAUCAGCAGUACUUUUUCAGUUUUUAAAGACAUACUUUAGUCAAAAUGAUUUAAUUACUAAGUUUACAGUAUGUUAAUAUCACUGCAAUAUUUUGGACUGAAAGAUCAGCUGUAAAUGCUGCUCUCCGAGUGUAAACAUGUAAACACCGCAAUUAAACUAUUAGCGUCGUGUAGGAUUUUCGCUGCAUUUUGUGACAGGAUAGUAUAUACACACAGCUUUCUGAUGCUACCUACACAGUGCAUCUAAGUUACAGAAAAAUACGGAGGGUUUUUUUUUCUCUUAUACAAUCUGCGGUAUCAAACAUUCCAUUAAAACUUCACUCUUUCAGCAAUAUUGUAUGCAAUAUCUCGUUUGUCACGGGGGCAAGCAUAAAAUGUUCCUGAGUAAAAGUGAAAGGAAAGACGACAAAUUAAUGAUUUGGCAAAUAAUUCGAUUACUUAUGUCCAUGUAAACACAGUCACUGUCUUUCUCCCCUGAGUCUGUGUGUUUGUUUUGCCUCUGUGAAAAUCAGCACUUGCCCAAACGGAAACUCCCUUUUUUAUCCAAAACCUUCCCUCUUUCCCUUCCCCCACACUCUCACCAAAACAGAGCUUGACAAACCCACUUUCCUGACUUUUCCAAACUAGAGGAGUGAAAACACCCUGCUGAAACAGGGGAGUUUCUUGGCCCUUUAAAAACUUAUAUACACAAUCUAAAUAUUUAUAUUAUCAGUGCCAGUGUCAUAUGUUAAUAGCUUACUUGAUUCAAACAUGUUCUUGCCAAGAAUGUAAAUGAACUUGUGAUGUUAUGAAUCUCAUGCAGAACAUGUUCAGCUCGUACUUUGCUAAAUCUCCAUAAUAGAAAAAAAAUGAAUAUUUCUAUUUUUUUGUCCAUUAUGAUUUUUUAUGUAUUGAGAUAUUUAUAUCAGAUUUAUAUUUCAUUACAGCAACGAAACCUCAACUUGUUCCUGUCAGGUUUUGUGAGAUUCCCUCUAUGGUGUGUGUGGCUGGAUAUCCAGUUAUUUCAUGUCUAUUGUGAUUGCCUUUUAUUAGAAACCAAGCUAACUGUAUUUUGAAUGUCUACAAUUCUGAUGAAUCUCUGAUCCUGUUAGAGGUUGUAAGAGUUUAUCACAUUGACUUGUUUUUGAGAAGUGAUUGCCUUUCUAAAUGCAGUGAACUUAACCUAUUUAAGUAAGCACAUUAAGGACUUUACUGAAAAGAUGUCAAAGUAGCAUUUUAAGGUUAUUUCAUAGUGUCUGGGUAAGAGUUGAUGAUGAAAAUCAUUGUGGUGUCGUGAAUGUUAAAGUGCAGAUCAGAUGUUUAAGUGUAUUUGAUAUCAGGUAUGUUUGUAAAGCACAAUCUCUUUCACAAUGCCUUCAUGCUGACUUUUUGUGUAGAUUUAGCAGUUAUUUCAUCUUGCGAACACAACGAUGAGGAAACUUGUCACUACAUGUAUAAUUACUACACAAUACACUCAGGUUUUCUGUCUUUACACUGGCUAUUUUAAAAAUGAUAUAAAUAUAAAUAAAUAAUAUAAUAUAAAUAAAUGUACAGUAUAUGAUC